CAAAGCACCCGAAUACUGCGGACGCAGCGUUUACGCGCAGGCGACGCAAAAGUGGAUUUACUGAGCACCUGCAUGGGGACACUGUGAGGCUUUUUCCCUCUUAUUCUAUUGACUCUUGGGUACCAACUGGCAACUGGAAUGGAACUGAAUCUGUCGAAGAAUGUCAUUACCUGUGGGGAUCCAGGUGGGAUGAAUUUGGACAGAAUCGCAGAGGCAGUGAGAGCACCGCCGCCCCGCGACGUGGCCGCCGCGUUUCACUUGCAGAAAACGUCAAACAGCAGCCGAGAAACUUUAGAGAACUCAAGCAGCGAGUCUUCAGACGCAGAGUUGGCAGAAAAGGAGCGGAGCGCCGAGCACAGGAGCGAUGACGGGAACGCGGACGACCCCAAGAAGAAGAAGCAGCGGCGGCAGCGCACGCACUUCACCAGCCAGCAGCUGCAGGAGCUGGAAGCCACUUUCCAGAGGAACCGCUACCCGGACAUGAGCACCAGGGAGGAGAUCGCCGUGUGGACCAACCUGACCGAGGCCAGAGUGCGGGUGUGGUUCAAAAACCGCCGGGCCAAGUGGAGGAAGCGGGAGCGGAACCAGCAGAUGGACCUCUGCAAGAACAGUUACCUGCCGCAGUUCAGCGGCCUCAUGCAGCCCUACGACGACAUGUACCCGGCCUACACCUACAACAACUGGACCAACAAGGGCCUGACCCCGGCGCCGCUGUCCACCAAGAACUUCACCUUCUUCAACUCCAUGAGCCCCCUCACCUCGCAGUCCAUGUUCUCGGCGCCCAACUCCAUCUCCUCCAUGAGCAUGGCCUCCGGCAUGGGCCACUCGGCGGUGCCGGGCAUGGCCGCCCCGGGCCUCAACAACAUCAGCAACCUGAACGGGAUCGGGACGUCGGGCAUCAACUCGGCCAUGUCGUCGUCCGCGUGUCCGUACGGGCCGCCCGGCUCUCCCUACAGCGUUUACCGGGACACAUGCAACUCGAGCCUGGCGACGCUCAGACUGAAAUCCAAACAGCACCCGACCUUUGGAUACAGCGGUCUGCAGAGCCCCAGCUCCAGCCUGAACGCCUGCCAGUACAACAGCUGACGGGGACGUGCAUGUUACAAGUAUGAGGGGGUGUGAGGAGCGGACGGUAUAUAGGCCACCUGUGGAUGGGAACACGAAUGAAAGACAACUAAACUGGAUUAGCUGCAAUCAUUUUUCAAAAAGAAAAAAUGGAUUAUGCGGGUUACUUGACUUUACCAAUGAACAGCAAUUUAAAUGUCCAGGUUUUUUUGGAUUCUUUUUUUUUUUUUUUUUUUUUAAUGAUGAAGACAUGUUUUAUUGUUGUACAUAUAAACAUGUAAAUAUAUACAGGUCUAAUAUGAAAAGACGAUGGGAUUUUUUUUCUUCUCUCUUUUUUUGUGCUCGCUUGCUCGCUGUCGAGGACUGAUGUCGAACUAAACAAGGAUUUGCAACAAAAUAAAUAAAUAAGAUAAAAUAAAGCGUCGAGCAUUAUAUAAAACAAAACUCAAUGCGGGAAAAAAGAGGAAAUAUGACAUUUAUUGUACAUUUUUAUACCGCUUCUGUGUGCUUUCUGUUUAUAUGCUGGGUGCAACCCCGUGAAGCUUUCCCUUGAAAAAAAAAAACAACCUUUAAAUUUGUUUGCAGAAAUAGAAAAAAAACGCAUGUUUUAACUUGAGUGCUUUGUACGAAAAUGUAAGAAUUUACAGAAGUUCAUUAACAUAAACUGUAUACAUAACAUUAAAGUUCUCGUGUGUUUAUGGUAACAUGUUUGAAUAAACUCCAGGAAAAGAGUUAUUUCAAUAUAUGCUGUAGGGGAGUAUUUGUGUAAAAGACAGUAGUUAUGCAGUCAGUGUAAACGGAUUAUCUCAAAAACAUCUGGUUAAGAUUGGUUGAUUAUUGGAUUAGUGGCCUGUGUUAUAACAACGGCAAACAAGUUUAAGACUAUUGCUAAAGGGAAAUUUUUUAAUCUAGAGGAAGGCAUUCAGGAUCAAAGUUUCAACUCAUCUUUUAAAACUGUCAGUUAUUUAGUCCUUAACUUACGGCAAUGAUCAGAAAAUGAAUGCAUCCGUAAAGCAGUAUACUCUUAUUUAUUUAAAAACAACUUUCUUGCACUGCGACAUCGAAACUGACAGGCCUGCGCGCAGUUCUCACCCUUGUCUUAUUGUGAUCUGAGCAGCCUCGCGUCUGCAGCAGACUGAGCCACACUGAUGCAGAUGCAUGCAUGGCAGUAAAGGUAGAAGCAGCCCUGCAGUCCCACCGAAAAUAAGUAGUUCCAUCCCCAGUUGCACAUUCACGUAGUUCCAGGGGGGAAAACAUGUUUCUGUUCGUGUCUGAAUUUCUUUUUAAAAAGACUGGCGGAAACGACGUUUUACGAAACUGCAAUUAAAUAUUCUUGUCUUGCAACUCAUGUUGCUCAGAUUCAGAAUUCAUAUUUUGUAAUCAGGACAAUAAAACAUUUAAGAUGUAAAUGCAUUUAAGAAAUGCAGGAAAAUAUCCACGCGUCAGCGCGCACAUCCAUCUAGACGCACGAAGUAAAUUCGCAGAGCCAUAUCUUGUUUUCUGACACCUUCCGAAAUCCCCAUAUCUAUAUUACUCACCAUUAGACUGAUAUUAGGGCGCUGCGCAGGUGGAGAAGCGAUGAUUGUGUGCUUAAACUGAUAGUGAUCCUUGCCGGAUGUGUGAGGAUUAAGGCGCAGCCAGAUUUAACAAACUAUUAAAAACGGUCCCGAAUUAAACAGUUUGAUACAGGAAAGAAUUAUCAGACUAUUUAAUCAAGCCAGUGCAAUUACACAAGUGCGUUUUAACUCGGGCCUUAAAAAAAAAAGCCUUCACAAUUUAAACAUAAAAGUAGUAGUGUGAAUAGCUCUUUUAGUGAAUGUUUACACUAUCUUUUAUUGCUGUAUUUACCUGGUGUCUCACAGAAUCGCUCAUAGUGACCACAACACGUUCUGCCUAAAGCCUCCGCCAACACUAAUUGACUUUUCUGGUAUUUUUAAUUUAUAUUAUCAGAUUAUUCUUUUCCUUUGUCGUGUGACGACUGAAAGCGGCUUUAUCUUUUUAUCUCAUGAUGGCCUAAUGUGUGUGGGUUUACCUUCAAAACAAACGAACUGCUCCGUUGUUCUGAUUGGUUUAUUUUGUUUAAUUAAUAUCAUAAGGAAAAUUAGGGAGGCUAAUUGCUGAUAAAAGUAAAUGUUUUUCAUCUCACGUGUUUUAGUGUCCCACGAGGCUGAGAAAUCAAACGUUUUACAGUUAGUUUGUUUAUGUUAAUGCUUGGUUAGAGUUGAUCAGGAUUAGGGUGACAUUACAUGUGUGUCGGUCACGUCAACAUUAGAAAGUGUGUUUGUACGCAUGCAGUACUGAAAUAUGUCACGUUGGAAUGUGUUCAUGCAUUAAAU
This is a messenger RNA of Cololabis saira (Pacific saury), 3401 nucleotides long. It is a transcript of the gene pitx1, whose product is annotated as paired-like homeodomain 1. The record is from RefSeq and is a predicted model, not a curated record. Gene Ontology annotation, molecular function: DNA-binding transcription factor activity, RNA polymerase II-specific; RNA polymerase II cis-regulatory region sequence-specific DNA binding. The transcript is spliced from 5 exons. Gene Ontology annotation, biological process: anatomical structure morphogenesis; regulation of transcription by RNA polymerase II. Lineage: Eukaryota; Metazoa; Chordata; Actinopteri; Beloniformes; Belonidae. The coding region runs from base 139 to 1086 and encodes 315 amino acids. Gene Ontology annotation, cellular component: nucleus.